UGGAUUUUUACUGUAAAAACUAAUCCAUUCUGAGCUUUAAUUUCCACAAGCGAUUCUUCUUCAUACCCAUAUAUUUUUUAAUGUUCUUUUCCGAAGACGAAGAUCUGUCGGGGAAAGAGAUGGAGCCUCUGUAUAAUCAGCUUGCCAAGUCCUCUUACAAGGAGUCCCUUAAGGGCCUGGAAGCCGAUAUACAAUUUGCCAAUACCUUAGCGGCAUCAAUUCCAAGAGCCAAAGGUGGUGCACGUCUUCAAAUGAAAUUAGUUUACAGCCACUUGACUCCUUUGUUUCUGUUUCUGCUCCAGUGGAUGGAUUUCUCUUGUGCAUGCCUACUACAGAGAUAUCUAAACCUCUUCAACAUACUGGUGUACAAGGUAUAUCAAGAUGGGAGGCCUAGCAUUUCUUCGCAUGGGAGGAAAGCAACAAUUGGGGAAUUUUAUGCUGUCAUAUUGCCCUCUCUACAACAGCUCAAUGGUGAUUCUUACGAGAGAGAUUGCAGCGUAGAGAUGUUUGGAAGAAAGAGACUGGAAGAAAAGAGGAAGUUCUCUGAUAUGGAUUUGGAGAGAGAAGAUGAAUGUGGCAUUUGCAUGGAGCCAUGCACGAAGAUGCUUUUGCCAACUUGUUGCCAUACCAUGUGCAUUAACUGCUACCAUGACUGGAAUACAAGGUCAGAGUCCUGCCCAUUUUGCCGGGGUAGCAUAAAGAGAGUUAAAUCAGGAGACCUAUGGGUUCUCACCAAUAACAGCGAUAUGCUUGACAAAGAAACAGUGGCCAUGGAGGACUUAUUGCGGUUCUACCUCUAUAUUGAUAAGCUGCCAAAAGAUAUUCCAGAUACCCUUUUCUUAGUGUAUUAUGAGUACCUAAUCUGAUCAAAGGGAGAUCGGAAGAAUAAUGUACAGAAAGGGUACCCAAUCUGAUGUACAGAAAAAGAAAAGCCGACCGUAGCUUGUAAACAGAGUCUGGUGAGAAAAAAUUUCCUAGUUAAGACAUCAAAUAAUCUCCUUCCUCCCUUACAUUUGUGUAGAACUGUGUAAGCCUCAGAGACAGAGGCACCAAAAAAGAAUGAAAGUUGAAUCUCUU
Telopea speciosissima is the source of this 1077-nucleotide messenger RNA. RefSeq names its product E3 ubiquitin-protein ligase AIRP2-like. NCBI's taxonomy places the organism in Eukaryota, Viridiplantae, Streptophyta, Magnoliopsida, Proteales, Proteaceae. Gene Ontology annotation, biological process: protein ubiquitination. The transcript has 5 exons. The record is from RefSeq and is a predicted model, not a curated record. The coding region runs from base 81 to 866 and encodes 261 amino acids. Gene Ontology annotation, molecular function: ubiquitin protein ligase activity.